AUGAGCAGCGGCGAUAAGGUUCAGUCAGCGGUAGAUUUUCUGAGCGACCCAAAUACGCAAUCAGGUAGCCUGGAGGACAAGGUACAGUUCUUGCGGUCAAAAGGACUCGAGCAGGCCGAGAUUAACCAGGCUUUGGCUGCUGCGAACAACAAUCGCCGAAUCUUCUUCAGUCAGCCACCGAGAUAUGAAUUGCAGAGAGAUUGGAGAGAUUACUUUAUAAUGGCCGUUGUAUCCGGUGGUCUCGCUUAUGGCGUUGGAAGCCUGGCUAAAAGAUAUCUUUGGCCACAUUUGCAGCCUCCAUCGUCUACGCAGUACGAAUCUGAUCUCAAGUCUUUGAACGACAAGUACGACGAAGCAGAAAGCACAAUGAAGGAGCUGCGUGACGACACAACGGCUAUCAAGGAUUCGUUAGCCGGUCAGCAGGACAAGGUGAACGAGACAAUCGUUGAAAUUGAGAGGGCAGUUGACGGCAUCAAGUCCAGCGAGAAGAGGACUCGAGAAGAGAUGGACGGCGUCGUUCGCGAGCUCAGCGAGAUAAAAUCUCAAAUUCCAAAGCUAGUUGAGUCACAGCAGCAAUCGCAAGCAAGCACUCUUAACGAAUUACAAUCUGAGCUCAAAUCACUCAAGUCUCUCCUCUUAUCAAGACAAAAUGGCGGGACGACGUCACCAAGCUCUUCGAUACAAAUAGGCAAACCACAGAUACCUGCGUGGCAACUAGCCACUGCCAAUGGCACUUCAACGUCGCCCACGAACUCUACAAAUUCUCAUUAA
Messenger RNA from Wallemia ichthyophaga EXF-994, 771 nucleotides. Its product is annotated as Peroxisomal membrane protein pex14. The transcript has 5 exons. Bases 1 to 771 code for a protein of 256 amino acids. NCBI's taxonomy places the organism in Eukaryota, Fungi, Basidiomycota, Wallemiomycetes, Wallemiales, Wallemiaceae. Gene Ontology annotation, cellular component: peroxisomal membrane; peroxisomal importomer complex. The record is from RefSeq and is a predicted model, not a curated record. Gene Ontology annotation, biological process: protein import into peroxisome matrix, docking. Gene Ontology annotation, molecular function: signaling receptor binding.